Molecule: messenger RNA, 1247 nt
Organism: Glycine soja
Lineage: Eukaryota; Viridiplantae; Streptophyta; Magnoliopsida; Fabales; Fabaceae
Product: gibberellin 20-oxidase-like protein
Exons: 2
Coding region: 160-1119 (319 amino acids)
Molecular function (GO): dioxygenase activity
Source: RefSeq, a predicted model, not a curated record
AAUUGACAAAAAUAGUAAUAUACUCGUUGUCCUUUCAACAUUCUAUAUAUCUAUUCCAUUCUUCAAAUUCUAAGCUUCUGACCAAACUUUCUAUAUAAUAAGCAAACCAAGAUUUAGGUGGCAAUAUGUUAUACAUCUCUUCUUCAUAUCCUAGGCAUUAUGUCUAACACCAAAUCUCAUGCUGGCAUUCCCAUUUUGGACCUUUCUCAGCCAUUGCAGCCAUGUUCUCUAUCCUCUCUCUAUAAUGCAAGCAAAGAUUGGGGUCUUUUCCACAUAAUCAACCAUGGAAUCUCCAAAGAUCUUUGCAGCCAGAUCCAGACACUAUCCAAACACCUCUUCAACCUCCCUUCUAAUACUAAACUUAGACUUGGUCCUUUGUCAUCUUUAAAUUCUUACACCCCUCUUUUCAUUGCCUCUCCAUUCUUUGAGAGCCUCCGAGUCAAUGGACCCAACUUUUAUGUUUCUGCUGAUAAUUCUGCUGAGAUCCUCUUUGACAAAAAGGACUCCAAAUUCAGUGUGAUAAUACAAGAAUAUUGCAGUAAGAUGGAAGAUUUGUCUAAGAAAAUUCUAAAGCUUGUAUUGAUGAGCAUAGGGGAUGGCAUUGAGAAGAAGUUCUAUGAUUCUGAGUUCAAGAAGUGCCACGGUUACUUGAGGGUAAACAAUUACUCAGCUCCAGAAGUUAUAGAAGAUCAAGUUGAGGGGCUUGGGAUGCACACUGAUAUGAGUUGUAUUACUAUCUUAUAUCAAGAUGAGAUAGGAGGGCUUCAAGUGAGAUCAAAUGAGGGAGAGUGGAUAGAUAUAAACCCAUCUGAGGGAACCCUAGUGGUGAACAUAGGUGAUAUGUUGCAAGCUUGGAGCAAUGACAAACUAAGAUCCUCAGAACAUAGAGUUGUUUUGAAACAUCAUGAGAACCGGUUUUCUCUAUCAUUCUUUUGGUGCUUUGAGGAUGACAAGGUGAUUUUGGCACCAGAUGAAGUUGUUGGAGAAGGGAAUAAAAGGAAGUACAAACCAUUUGUGUGCUUGGACUAUUUGAAAUUUAGAGAGAGCAAUGAAAGAGGUAGAUUUGAUAAGGUGGGUUUCACAGUUAGAGACUUUGCUUCGAUCAAGGCUCAGUUGUAAAUGUUGCAAAAGUUACAAUAUCUGUUCUUCACAAAAAAAAAGUGUCAUGUAGUUUAAAGGUUUGGCAUUGAAAUGUCUCCAUAUUUAAUAGAAACUAAAUUAUUAAUAGUAUAAUUAAACACCCUCGA